AUGUAUUUGGCAAAUCUUGGUGGGAGAUCCAGAAAGCUAGGACUUGUACCAAAAGAUAAUAUCAAAAUAGAUCGAUAUGGAUUAGAAGAUGUGGAUGAUUUCUUUAAUGAUGAAUCGACUACAAGUCAAGAACAACAAAAGCAAAAACAAUCAGGACAGAAAUUAUCACAGUUGAAAACACGUGUUGAACCUAUUAAAGAGCAACCAUUUGAUAAUAUUGCUAGAAAGAUUAAUUUUAAUGAUGAAGAUGAAGAUGAAACAUUUAAUUUAACUUCAACUAUUUCAAAUAAGAAAUCACCAGCUAUUAAUAAACAAUCUCCAUUGAGAUCUCCAUUGGCUGAACAAGAUUUUGAUUAUAAUCAAUUUGACGAUGAUAUUCCUGAUGAAAAUGAGAGGACAAACAACUAUAGUGUAUAUGAUGAUGAACAACAACAACAAGAAGAAGAAGACGUGAAUGUUCCUGAUUUUAAUAUGAAUGAUACUCCAGAAGAUUCAUUACAAGAAGAAGAAGAGGAAGAAAAGAUGACAAAGAAGAAAAAUAUCAGAUCAGAAACUAAAUCAAAACUGAAAAAAGGAUCAUCUUCAUUUACUAAGAAAAUGGCAUUGGGUAAAACUAAAAGACUACCGUCAUCAUUUACAGAUGAUAUUACAAGUAGUAGUAUUACUGAAUAUAAUGAAUCACCAACAGAACUUGAGGAUGAUAACAUAGACGAUGAAAAAGAUGAAUCAUUUCAAGAAUAUAGUUCGGAAGUGCCGGGAAUGGCAAAAAGUAGAAAUCGAGUUAUAAAUGAAUCAAAUUUACCUUCACCACCACCGGAUAACAACACGACUGGAUUAAGAAGAUCUAAAAGAACACGAAUAAAACCAUUGGCAUUCUGGAGAAAUGAAAGAAUAAUUUAUACUCAAGAUUUCAAUAGUGAUGAAGAUUUUGAUACUAUAUUAGCAAGAGAUAUUCAUAAUAUUCCAUUACAACUGAUUAAAGAAGUUGUACAUAUACCUGACAAUAAUGUUGCUACAAAUAUUCAAACAACAACAACAACAACAAAGAAACGUACUACCAAGAGUAAAAAGAAGCAAAUAAAGAGACCACAAACACCAACUAGCGAUAUGGAUGAUCAAGAACUAUCUGAUGAAGAAGAAAUUUUAUCUGGAACUGAAUGGAUGAAAGAUGAAGAUUGUUUACAAUUGACAGUAAAAGAUAAUGGAGUAUUGAAGAAACGAAAAAUUGCAUACAAUCAAGGUGGAGGUAAUUUUAAACAACAAUCAGAAGAUAAUUAUAAAGUUGCAACUUUAUUUGAUGAAGAUCGAGAUUUUUGUGCUGGUGGGAUGUUGGAAUUACCAAUUGAUGGGUUUAAACCACCUGUUACCGUUACUGGAAGCACAUAUAUGUUUAAUGUUAUUAGUGGGAUGGUAAAAGUUACAUUAAACCAAGAUGAAUUUAUUGUCAAGAAAGGAUGUAAAUUACAAAUACCUGAAGGUAAUGAAUAUUCAUUGAGAAAUGUUGGUAAAUCACAGGCAUAUUUGUUUUUUGUUCAAAUUUCUAAACCUGAAGAAGUUGAAGAUACUUGGUAA
Candida tropicalis MYA-3404 is the source of this 1572-nucleotide messenger RNA. RefSeq names its product Mif2p (gene MIF2). Gene Ontology annotation, cellular component: kinetochore. NCBI's taxonomy places the organism in Eukaryota, Fungi, Ascomycota, Pichiomycetes, Serinales, Debaryomycetaceae. The transcript has a single exon. Gene Ontology annotation, molecular function: centromeric DNA binding. The record is from RefSeq and is a predicted model, not a curated record. Bases 1 to 1572 code for a protein of 523 amino acids. Gene Ontology annotation, biological process: spindle attachment to meiosis I kinetochore; kinetochore assembly; attachment of mitotic spindle microtubules to kinetochore.